Molecule: messenger RNA, 627 nt
Organism: Scheffersomyces coipomensis
Lineage: Eukaryota; Fungi; Ascomycota; Pichiomycetes; Serinales; Debaryomycetaceae
Exons: 1
Coding region: 1-627 (208 amino acids)
Source: RefSeq, a predicted model, not a curated record
AUGAAGGCUAUAUUGAUAUUAUUAGUUGGUUUAGCCUGUAUAUCAUAUUCAUCACCGAUUCCAAGAAGAGAACUGAUUGAAAUUAUAGUUACACCUCAAGAUUUAAAAAAUGCCGCUGAGUACGCUGUGGUUAAAAUUCCUGAAUUAAAGGAUAAUUUUAAAACAUUGGUUAAACAAAAGUUAUUGAAUAGAAUUAUAUCUAAAGAUUUUCAACAAUUGAUUACAGAAGUUGAUCCAAUAACUGGUAAAGUAUCAUUGUCAAGACUGCCAAUGCCGCAACAAUCUCAACAGCCGCUAACAAUUUCAAAUGGUGGUGGUGGUGGUGCAACUCUGGAAAAAAGCGCUGGUAAUGUUCCUUCUCAAGAUAUUCGAAUCCAAUUACCUAAAGAUCCAGGUUUAGUUACUACUAUUUUAAAAGGUGUUGAAGAAGCUGAUGAUAAUACAACUAUGGGGUCAAAAGAUACAUUUGAAACUGAUUGUACUGAUGAUGAAUCUGCUGGUGAAGAAAAUGAACAUGUGGGAUAUAACCGUCCUUAUAAAACCAAGACCAAUCAUAAAGAUAUGGGAAUCAAAGGAGGUAAGCUAGAUCCACCUGAUCCAUUUGAUGAUAAUGAAGAUGAAGAUUAG